AUUUGGUUGAAGUCAGUGCUGACCUUCCUUCUAAAAUAGCAGUAGGAUAAUAGCCUAUCUGUUCGCAUCGAGACUAUUGGAGACGUCUAAAGACCGUGUCAACUGAACGGCCUGCUUCGUGCAUUCCAGGGUAAUUCCAUUCGGGUCAUUAGGCUACAGAAUAUUUGUUAAGGCAUCACACCAUUCUCAAGCUAUACGAUACAUUCUGAACGAAAACACCACAAAGGAUCUGCUUUGAAUAUUGUAUGACCAGUAAAAUUCGACUGUUUGGAGGACACCCAUCCCGUCCAUACUGCGGCCACCAUCUAUCUCCAGCAGGCUCGAGGCUCUGCCCCGGAACGUGUAUUCAUCCGGGAUUGCGCUGCAAUAAAACUUUCGUCCAUCUGCUUUGACAUCUCGGCGACUCCCGCGUUCUCUGCUAAAGCAAAGAACGAGGACAUUAUUCAAUGGCUAUUAGGUCUACGUACAGAACGAUUAUUUAUCAGGCUCGCGUGUGUUUUUGUUUUAGUGUUUCAUACCGAAACGUAUGAUAUGAUGACAAUUGCCUAGGAUUAGCUAGAUGACAAUUCCUUUUCCAAUGUUCCCAAAGAGGGAAGCCUGAUGCUAUGAGGGUGUUUUGACACAUCAAGGUGACGCGUGUGAUGUUAGUUGUUUAUCAGCAACAGGAAUCAAGGAUAUUCGUAAUGCAGUUUGUUACGUUUGAAGGCGGUUACAUUGAAACAAUGUAUCAUAAUGGCAUCACGUCUCGUGCCUGGGAAGCGAAUUGAUGAUGGAUUGUUGUUACAUUGUAGCUACCCGAUUGUAAUAGUUUACUUCUUUUUGCGUGUUAUUGGUGAGCUAUUUUUCCAUUACGUGGAGAUUGUGAUUAUAUUUUUCCAGCGUGCACUUCAUCGUCAUCAUUCGGCUCCUGUGUUCCAUUUUUGAAUUUCUUCGAGGCUGACACGUAUGCUACAGUAAGGAUUUUAUCACAGAAUACACAAACAUGGGAACUCAGAUUACUGGCACUGGAAGAAAAAGAAUCCCCAACAGGGAGAGACUGACCGCAGAGGACGAUGCCCUCAAUCAAAUCGCUCGAGAGGCUGAGGCGAGACUGGCAGCGAAGCGGGCGGCAAGAGCAGAGGCACGGGAGAUACGCAUGAAGGAACUGGAGAGACAGCAGAAAGAGAUGUAUCAAAGCCAGAAGAAAUACUAUGGUCUGGACAACAAAUGGGGCCACAUUGAGCAGUGGAUGGAGGAGAGUGAGAGGUACUCCUCCCGUCCUACACGGAGACACACGUCGAUCUCAGACGAUGAGGAACGGAUGUCGGUGGGGAGCCGAGGAAGCCUUAGGAGAAACUUCUCAUCUGAUCUGUACUGCAGCUCCAACAGUCUCCCCUCACUCAGACAUCAAAAUUCCACUCAAAAUGGCCGGCCCUCCAUGCUCUUUAUUGAUGGCCCACGCACCCAGAGUCACAGGGGCUCUGUGUGUGACGAGGCUGUGCAGAGUAGCACACGGCGCUUUAGUGGCUCCAUCUCUCGCGGUCCUUCAGACUACAGUGGUUUUCUGGGCUCCAACUCUCGGGCCUCGUCCAGGGCCAGCUCUGCCCGUGCCAGCCCAGUGGUGGAGGAGAGAUCAGACAGGGACUUCCUGGAAAAGGGUUCCAGGACUGCCUCUACCCUCUCAGCAGCCACUCUAGCAUCGCUGGGAGGGCCCUCCUCUCGCAGAGGCAGCUGUGACACCUCUAUCUCAGUAGAGACAGAGGCCUCCAUUCGAGAGAUAAAGGACUCCCUGGUGGAGUCUGAGGAGAAGUACCGUAAGGCCAUGGUGUCCAACGCCCAGCUACACAACGAGAAGUCCAACCUCAUGUACCAGGUGGACACGCUGAAGGACUCGCUCAUUGAGUUGGAGGAGCAGCUGUACGAGUCUAAACGAGAGUACAACGACAAGGCCAAGGAGUUUGAGAGGGAGAGGCACGCCCACAGUGUUCUGAAGCGCCAGUUUAACGAGAUGAGAGAGACGCUGAAACAGAGUGAAGAACUGUUAACCGAGGUGGGCCAGCUGCGUCUCAAACAGGACAGCUGUGUUAGGGAGAUCUCCGACCUGCAGGAGACCCUCGGAUGGAAGGAGAAAAAGAUUGGGGCCUUAGAGAGACAGAGGGAAUUCUCAGACGCCGGCGUGCGGGAUGAGCGGGAUAAGCUCAGGGAUCAGGUGGUCCACCUCAAAGACACUCUAAAGAAACAUGGGAUAGUGCUGUCACCUGAAGUAACCACCAAUGGGGAUGCAGGACAGAUGAUUGACGGGCCUCGCAGUGCAGACUCUAUCUCUCGAUUGGCUCAGGAGUCCCAGCCAUCCCAUGGUGGGGAGAGCAUGCUUGGCGAAGCACCAGAGAUGCAGUUUGACCAUGGCGAGGUGAGGACACCAGGGGGAGGCAGACUUCUACAUGAGGCUGACAACUACUCACAUGACCAGGAGAGGGCACUACUGGAGAUAGAAUCUUCAGACAAGUUGAACCAAGACAAGUUGAAUGACAGCCUGCAGCAACAAACAGACACUGAAGCAGAGCAGUCCAAGUACUGUGACCAAGAGACCCAGGUGGAUGUUGCUGUACCUGAAGAAGCCAUUUUGGUGCAUUUUGGUGACAAAGAGACUCAGAUUGAAUAUGAAGUAGAGAAACCCCAAUACUGCGACACAGAAACUCUGGUGGAACCUGCUGAACUUGAGGGAGCCAUUUUGGUUCAAAAGGAAUAUACAGAUGGUGGCAGUGACAAUGGAGAGGAGUUGAAUCAAAGAGGAUUUGAACCAGAAUCCCAGGAACAGGCAGAGAAUGAGGAAAACAGUGGAGAAAGUAACAGGGAAGCUGUACCAGUAAGUGGUACCACUGACGGACAAUGUGAGGAAAACACAAACCUUGAGAAAGGACGGGAAAACACAGAGCUUCUCACAGCUGUGUCUACUGACUCUGAAGAACAGGACAUCUCUGGCCCAACUCUCUGUGAUGAGACAGAGGCAACUUUUAGUCAAAUCCAAAGUGACCAGCAAGGAGAGAACACUCAGGAGUAUGAUCCUGGGACUAAAGGUCAAGUCAUUCCAGAAAACUCAAGGAUCACGGAAUCUGAGAUGAUUAAGAUGAUUCUGAGGAUUUCUGUAUGUCUAGGGGAGGCAAAGACCAGCCCAAAUCAGAUGUCUCAGGGAUCAUUAAAGAACACAGAUACAAUAGGGAUGGAGAUGAAGAAUCACCCAGAGCAUCAGGCAGAGACUGGCCAAGUAACAUCUACUGGAACAUGUGCUAUCUCAUCUACAGUCUCUGUUGAACUGUUUAUCUCUGAAUGUCCUGACGAGGUUGGAAUUGGAACAGAUCUGCUCAUAAUAAACACUUUAAGUGAAUUUGAGAAAGACACACAGAAUUCUCUAGAACUUCGGCAACAUCAGAAUGAUCAUUUCAGGACAGAAAGCUCUGUGGAAAUUGUGCCAAAGAUCACAGACUCUGACGGACAGAAAUUAUCUGAGAGGGUUGAAGAGCUGGAGUCGAGUUCAGUGGAGAGCAAGCCAGAUCAGACUUGGCAGGAAUCUGUAUGUGGCAUGAAGGAAGAUGAACCAAAUACUAAAGAGCUUCAGGCAAAGGAGCCCCCAUCCACUAUCUCUGACAAAAUGGUAACACCUAUCAUAACAGAGGAGGGGAAGACUAGACUAGACCAACAGGUGAUCCCUGAUUUACCAGAGAGGCUAGAGACCAGCUUAGAAAAUACCUUACCAGGAGUUCAAGGUGAUCAGAAGAUGGAUGUAGCAGAAUCAAGGGAGAAACAAGGAUGUACCUGUAAAUGUACAUGUAAACAAUCCGAGAGUGAUCAUGUACUGACGGAAAACUCACUGGAUGUAGCUCUAACUCAGAGGAUCAGCGACUCUAGUGGAGAGGUUAUCUCAGACAGGACAGAGGCGGUAGAGCCCAGCCCAGACAGGAUCCAAUCAGAAUCACCCAGUCGUGUAGAGAGAGAAGAAUGGUGCAUCAUUGAGGAGAACAUCUAUGAGGAGAAUCUCCAGCAGGAAGCCAUUCAGGAGGAGCAACAGACAGAACAGGGGGAGGCUUCAACAAGUUCACCAGCAGGGGGAGACAAUGAGUUAAACCAUGGGGCCUCCGCUGGAUAUAUAGACAGUUGUGAAGAAGCCGUUCUAAUUGUGAAAGAGGAGGAAACCUAUCUAUCUGUAGAAGAAGAGCACAUCAGCUCCUCACCCGGACCCUCGGCACUUGGCCAAGAGAUACAGCCAUUACCCGAGGCGGUGGAGGAGGGGAGAGAGCGCCCCCCAGUGGAAGAUGCCCAGAAACAGGAGAGCGGUGUAAGAAAGGGACAAAGGGGCAAUAGGAAGGGCAAGGGAAAAGUUCCUUGCAAAGUAAACUAGUUGACGAGCACUGUACUCUGUGUUAUUUGAUGUGUAAUAGACUACUGACUGGGGUUGCAGCCAGUCUCUGUGGGUUUCUUUGUUUUACUCAAAGGAAUUACAGGUUUUAUUUAAUGCAUUAUUUAGUGCCUUGAAUAAAUUAACCAUGUUGAAGAGCGA
Oncorhynchus keta (chum salmon) is the source of this 4534-nucleotide messenger RNA. It is a transcript of the gene lrrfip1b, whose product is annotated as leucine rich repeat (in FLII) interacting protein 1b. Bases 983 to 4375 code for a protein of 1130 amino acids. The record is from RefSeq and is a predicted model, not a curated record. NCBI's taxonomy places the organism in Eukaryota, Metazoa, Chordata, Actinopteri, Salmoniformes, Salmonidae. Gene Ontology annotation, biological process: regulation of transcription by RNA polymerase II. The transcript is spliced from 17 exons. Gene Ontology annotation, molecular function: DNA-binding transcription factor activity, RNA polymerase II-specific; RNA polymerase II cis-regulatory region sequence-specific DNA binding.